This is a messenger RNA of Knipowitschia caucasica, 2241 nucleotides long. The record is from the annotation of a GenBank genome assembly. Lineage: Eukaryota; Metazoa; Chordata; Actinopteri; Gobiiformes; Gobiidae.
AUGUUUUCAUUUUCUACUUUUAGGGUUCAAACUUUAAUAACCGUUCUACCGCUUUUGCCGUAUGCCGUUUGUACUUUGGAAGACAAAGCUGAAGAUUCCUACAGUCCUUUUCUGUCCUUCAUCACUUCAACAUGGCACCGCAGGCUGUACCUGUAUUCUGCAGGUGCUCUGCUCUUUGGGAUCUGGUUCAUAGUGAAGAAGAUGGCGCUAAAACAGAAAAGUGUCAAUAACACUUUAUCCCAGAAAACUGCGAAUAACGCUGACAAAAGAGAGGUGGUUCAUGUGUCUGGAGUUAAAAUCUUCUAUGGAUCACAAACUGGAACUGCAAAAGGUUUUGCAAAAGAACUCUCGGAUGAAGUCCAGGCCUCAGGUUUAUCAUGUGAAGUUAUUGAUUUAAAAGAUUAUGAUCCCGAUGAUCAACUUCCAGACGAGGGCACCAACAGAACCGUGUGUGUGUUUCUCCUGGCCACAUACACUGAUGGAAAGCCCACAGAGAACGCUGAGUGGUUCUGCCAGUGGCUAGAGGAGGCAUCUACUGACUUCAGAUAUGGGAAAACUUACCUGAAAGGGCUUAAAUAUGCAGUUUUUGGUCUGGGAAACUCAGUUUACACUGGUCACUAUAACACAGUGGGCAAAAAUGUAGACAAGUGGCUGUGGAUGUUGAGUGGCAGUCGCAUCAUAACCAGGGGAGAGGGAGACUGUAAUGUGGUAAACAGCAAACAUGGCAGCAUCCAGGCGGAUUUCAAGGCCUGGAAAGUAAAGUUUUCAAAUCGCUUGAAGAAACUCAUGAAAGGCGACAAGAAGGCCUGUAGUGGAAACUGUCAAAAUGGAGGCACUUGCAACAACAAGACAAAGCAUGAACAUGGGCACGAUGAAGAAGGAAGUCCUACGCAGUCCAUCAACACUGAGGAGGAUGUUUUUGAGUCCAGCAGCGAUGAUGAGGGGUCUGGUCUACAAGAGGAGCAGAAAGGACCAGUUGUUGACAUGGAAGAUCUUGGAAACAUUAUAAAGGGAGUUAAAAAGAGCAAAGACGAGGAGCAGAUGGUAAAACUGUCCAAACUAAACGGUGUUAAAAAGGCUGAAGAUGAAGUGGAGAGGAGAGAGAUGAUCACUCCCGCCCUGAGGGAUGCACUCUCAAAACAAGGCUAUAAAUUAAUUGGAAGCCACUCAGGAGUGAAGCUUUGUCGAUGGACCAAGUCAAUGUUGCGAGGAAGAGGAGGAUGUUAUAAGCACACUUUCUAUGGCAUUGAGUCUCACCGCUGCAUGGAGACCACACCCAGCCUCGCUUGUGCCAACAAGUGUGUCUUCUGCUGGAGGCAUCACACAAACCCAGUGGGCACUGAGUGGCGCUGGAAAAUGGAUCCUGCAGAAAAAAUCCUUCAAGAUUCUUUAGAGAAGCAUCAAAACAUGAUUCGAGAGUUUAAAGGAGUUCCAGGAGUCAAAGCAGACAGAUAUGAAGAGGGUCUGGCUGUGAAGCACUGUGCUCUGUCUCUGGUGGGGGAGCCAAUUAUGUACCCUGAAAUUAAUACUUUUCUCCGCCUUCUCCACUCACAUCGGAUUUCUAGCUUUCUGGUCACAAAUGCCCAGUUCCCUCAGGAAAUCAGAAACCUGGUGCCUGUAACCCAGCUAUAUGUCAGUGUAGAUGCCAGCACCAAAGACAGCCUGAAGAAGAUUGACCGCCCGCUGUUUAAGGAUUUCUGGACGCGCUUCCUCGACUGCCUCAAAGCACUGGGAGAGAAGAAUCAAAGGACCGUGUACAGACUGACCCUGGUCAAAGCCUGGAACGUAGAGGAGAUGUUGGCCUACGCAGAUCUCAUCGCUAUGGGACAACCGGACUUCAUCGAGGUCAAGGGGGUGACGUACUGUGGGGAGAGCACAGCCAGCAGCCUGACCAUGGCCAACGUCCCGUGGCAUCAGGAGGUGGUGUUGUUUGUGCAGCAGCUGGCCGACAUGCUCCCGCAGUACGAGAUCGCCUGUGAGCACGAGCACUCCAACUGCCUGCUCAUCGCACACACAAAGUUUAAGGUGGAUGGAGAGUGGUGGACGUGGAUCGACUAUGAGCGUUUCCAGGAGCUGGUCCAGGCCUUUGAGGACAGUGGGGGACAGAAGAGCUUCUCGUCUCUAGACUACAUGGCCCAGACCCCAGCCUGGGCUCUGUUCGGGGCCGAGGAGCAGGGAUUCGACCCCACGGACACUCGCUUCCAAAGACGCAACAAGACCAAAAACAUCUCCGGGUGCUGA